This is a messenger RNA of Thamnophis elegans (Western terrestrial garter snake), 4734 nucleotides long. It is a transcript of the gene ARHGAP6, whose product is annotated as Rho GTPase activating protein 6. Gene Ontology annotation, biological process: signal transduction. The record is from RefSeq and is a predicted model, not a curated record. The coding region runs from base 1008 to 3893 and encodes 961 amino acids. Lineage: Eukaryota; Metazoa; Chordata; Lepidosauria; Squamata; Natricidae. The transcript is spliced from 13 exons.
AUCUGAAACAAACAAAAACUUGUAAGCACCUGCACAGUAUUUGUCAGAAAUAAAGGAGUAGGUAAAUGCUUUUCGACAGGUAUUUCUGGGAAGGAUGGAAGAUCUUGCAAGCUGACUUUUUAAGCAAGUUCUCUGCCACCCCAACUUUAGAAAUCAAAUAUUGGUGAAAAGAAGCAAGUUAAAGAUUUAAUAAUGGUAAUAAAUAAUGAAUAAAAAUUAAUUAAUAUUGGGGGGAAAGAGCAUUUGAAUGCUACCUAUUUCUCUGUCUUCACUCUAGAUAACAAUUAUUCAUUUAGUUUAUCCAUACCUAAAAAAUACUGUUUUCCCCAAAAAAUGAAAACCAGAACAGCCAGGAAGAUGGGAGGCAAUAAAAGCAUACAGGACCGGUAAUGAAAUUCAGCUCUGAAUCAAACCUCGAUCCGAAAUAAUUCAAAGAACUUACUGAAUCCAAAAGCUUCGGGAUAUGGACCUGAUAACAAAAUACACCACAGCCCAUUGCGCAAUCUUAAAAGCGAGCGGUUGUUGAGGGCUGCGCAGCCCCAGGACGUCUAUCUGAGUCGUAGCAGACAACGCUCCAAGGUGGAGCGUGGGGACUCCAGAAAGGUCAAGCUUGGAGGGAGGGCCUAAGGCACGGAGGAGGAGGUAGGACUCGCCUUCUCCUACCAAAUUAGGCUGUGGUCACGGAAUAAGGCUUAGCAAUAGCAAGCGAGGAUGCCGGAAGGCACGCGUGGGGCCACCCAGCCCACGAACUAGAGCCGAGCCGUACGUCCCGUGGGAGUGAAGGCCUGCGGCAAGAGAAAGUACAGCCGUUGCCAGAGCCAAGCAAGGGAGCGUGGUGCCUCCGAGGAGUGGACCUAGGCGCUGGUUCGCGGGACGGCUGGAGUAAAACUCGAGUGGUGUCCCCCGGCCAGCGCCAGCGUUCGAGGCAGCAGCUUGCGGAAUAAAAGGCGGCAGCGGCGGCGCGAAGGAAGGACAGAUCGAGCGGCUGUUGCGCCGCUGCCCUCAGGAUGUCCGCGCACAGCCUGCUCAACAGCGUCUUCUCGUGCUCCUCCUCGCCGGCGGCUGCCGGCAGUCCUCCGCUCUGCCCCAAGAGGUUGUCCAAGCGGGGACUUCGCCAGACUCGCAGUCUGGACCCCGCCGUGAUCGGCCGCUCCGGCGUGGAAGAAGGGACGGCGCUGGAGAGUUCGGCCCGCUCCGCGCGGGCCAAAGGGACGAGUGGUCCUUCGGCCGAAUACUUGGCGGCCUUUUCUUCGCGCGCCCUGCUGCGUCCGCCCGGCGGGGGGCAAAGCUCCUUCUCGCUCUCCGUGCCCAGCACGCCCCUGUCGACCUCGGGCAGCUUCCACUUUGACUAUGAGGGCCCUCGAGGCAAGAGGCUCACGGCGUGGGAGCUGCCUUUCUUGGCGCGCGCACCCUCAGCCUCGGCUCUCAGCGGCGGCUAUGGGGGCAGCGGGGCCAACAGCAUCUUCUUUUCCCCCAGAAAGUGGCUCCAGCAGAGGAAGGGACAGCAUCUGCCCAGCAGUCCCGCCUCUUCCUACGUAGUGUGGAAAGCCGAGGGUGAUUUCACUUGGAACAGCAUGUCAGGGCGCAGCGUUCGGCUGAAAUCUGUUCCUAUUCAGAGCCUUUCAGAACUGGAGCGUGCCCGACUACAGGAAGUGGCCUUCUAUCAGUUGCAGCAGGACUGUGAUUUAGGAUGCCAAAUAACUAUUCCUAAAGAUGGACAAAAGAGGAAGAAAUCAUUGAGAAAGAAACUGGAUUCCCUUGGAAAAGAAAAAAACAAAGAUAAAGAAUUCAUACCCCAGGCUUUUGGAAUGCCUUUAUCACAAGUAAUAGCAAAUGAUCGGGCAUACAAAUUGAAGCAAGAUAUUCAUAGAGAAGAGCCGAGAGAUGUUUCAGAAUUUGUAACGUCACUUUUACCUUUUGGGAGUAAAAGACAGAACAAAGAACUCUCAAGCAGUAAUUCAUCUCUUAGUUCCACCUCAGAAACACCAAAUGAAUCUACUUCACCAAAUACACCAGAACCAGCCCCCAGGGCACGGAGAAGAGGUGCAAUGUCAGUAGAUUCUAUUACCGAUCUUGAUGAUAGCCAGUCUCGAUUACUAGAAGCUCUACAGUUAUCCUUGCCUGCUGAAGCACAGAACAAGAAAGAAAAAUCCAGGGACAAAAAAUUAAGCCUCAAUCCUAUUUACAGGCAAGUUCCCCGGCUUAUAGAUAGCUGCUGUCAGCAUUUAGAAAAACAUGGUCUCCAGACUGUAGGUAUAUUCCGAGUUGGGAGUUCAAAAAAAAGGGUAAGACAGUUACGUGAAGAAUUUGACCGUGGUGUGGAUGUAGUACUGGAUGAAGAACAAAGCAUUCAUGAUGUAGCAGCUUUAUUAAAGGAAUUCCUUCGUGAUAUGCCUGACCCACUCCUGACCAGAGAGCUUUACACUCCUUUUAUCAACACACUCUUAUUGGAUCCCCAUGAACAACUAAAUGCUCUAAAACUUCUAAUUUAUCUUCUACCUCCCUGCAACUGUGACACCUUACAUCGACUCCUUCAGUUCUUAGCUAUUGUAGCCAGCCAUGCAGAAGACAGAAAAGAUGAAGAUAGCCAGGAAAUCCCUGGGAACAAAAUGACAUCACUCAAUCUAGCCACCAUAUUUGGACCUAAUCUGUUGCACAAGCAGAAGACAACAGACAAAGAAUUUACUGUUCAAAGCACAGCACGUGCUGAGGAGAGUGCUGCCAUUAUUACUGUUGUACAGAAGAUGGUAGAAAAUUAUGAAAUGCUCUUUAUGGUCCCAGCAGAUCUUCAAAAUGAAGUUCUAAUUAGUCUGCUUGAGACUGAUCCAGAUGUUGUAGACUAUUUGCUGAGAAGAAAAGCUUCCCAGUUAUCAAGCCCUGAAAUGCUUCAGUCUGAAAGAUCGCUCUCCAUAGAAGGUAGACAUUCAUCCAUAGACUCAAACCGAACCUCAAGUGGCGAUAUAUCACCAUAUGACAACAACUCUCCAGUGCUGUCUGAAAGAUCUGUUUUGGCAAUGCAAGAAGAUAUGUCCCUUACUCCUGAUAAGUUACAUAAAGUACCAGAACAGAACACAUUAGGUAGCAAUUUUCAGCCAAAAUCAAAAGAGAAUUCCUUUGAUGUAUCAGAUGACUAUUUCAACAUCUGGGGCACCUGGCAUUCAACUCUGAAAAGUGGUUCCAAAGGGCUGGGAAUGACAGGGUCAUAUGGAGACAUCUAUGAGAGCAGCUCCUUGCGGUCAGGGCAGUGUUCCCUUUCUCAAGGAAGCCUAUCAUUGUCUUCUCCUCGGUGGCAGGAAAGCAAUACAGAGCUAGAUAAUGAAAAACAAGUCAUCCGGAGGAGUCAGACAACAACUGCCCUUCUUGGUUGCCGUUCUCAUCCCCCUCUGUCUCAAAUGUACAGCACCCCACAGAUUGAAGUAGGUAGAAAGAGUUCCAGCCAGUCCAAUUCAAAACAUCAUUCACCUGUAAGAUAUACAGAGAACUUGAUGGAGCAUGACUCAGAUGCAACUUGUCCACAUGCUACUUUUAAGCCAACGUCUCUAAGGCAAGCUGAAGUAAUUCGAAAAGACAGACCACCGCCUCCUUACCCUGAAACAGCAAAACAAAGCAGCUUAUCAUCCCUCCAGCCAGCAAUGUCUUCUACAGGGAAACUUCAGAAGACAGACUUGUCUGAGGCCCAGGGAAUGAGGAUCAUGACUCAGGUGCCUGAACAACCUAUCCAGCAUGAAGAGCAACAGAACCAAAAUGAAAGAAAGUACUCCUUUCCAGACAGUGAGCAGAACAGUAAAAAUUUGUCAGAGACAGACUGGCAUGGGUGGCAAAGCGAUCGAUGGCAAAUUUGGGAGAUUUUAUCACCUGAUAAUCCAGAUGCGCUCCCUGAAACAUUAGUAUGAGUGAAGACAUCAGCAGGUCUUUUCCAAAUAGGGAAAACAGUGGACUGGAUUUAUACUGAAUUAUUUUUUAAAGAUAUGUUUACUUUAUGGAGUAUUUUACAAUUAAAUUUAUUAAAAAGAAUUUUAAUAGCAGUGUAAAAUUUAGUGACUUGUUUUGGGGGUUUUGUAGAAGAAAAUGUGAGAUGGCAAUUUCAGUCCAAACUACUCUGUGAAAUAUAAGCUGUGUACACAAUAAAAACGACCCUCUUGGUGUUGCUAAGAUACAUUUAUGUAUCUGCAGCUCAAAUGACUGUAUAUUAUGCAGAUGUUUUAUGUACAAUAGCAUUGUGUUUAUAUGCAAAAAAUAAUCUUGAAUGCUUUUUUGAAAUUAUAUUUUAAUCAUGCACUAAUAUGAAUAUAAAAUAUAUUGAUAUCGUUGAGAAUGCACAAACUGGUUUCUGUGCUUUUAACUAAUCUGUUUGUGAAAGUCAUAUAUUUUCACUGACAAAUAAGGUGGAAUGAGAACAUUAAAAGCCAUAUAUUUUAUAAUAAGGAAGUUAAAGACUAUCUAACGUAGUAUUUGCUUGCAGGGAAAAAUUAAUGAACAUAUAUUUUUACUCUUUUAGAAAGCAAUUCCAAUCACUCCUUCAUAAAUAUGUCCAUGUCUACACUAUAUAGAAAAAGAUACCAAAGAUUCUUCUACCCAUUCCACAUUAGGCUUAUAAAAUUUUGGCAUGGGUGAGAAAGUACAGGAGAGGGUGUUUAUUAAGUUUUGUUAAGACCAUUUUGAAUUUUCAAUAUUUCUCUAUAAAUAUGAACUAAAAUGUGAUCUGCUCUCACAAGUCCUAAAACUAGAUAAAAA